Molecule: messenger RNA, 2262 nt
Organism: Trichoplax adhaerens
Lineage: Eukaryota; Metazoa; Placozoa; Uniplacotomia; Trichoplacea; Trichoplacidae
Exons: 3
Coding region: 1-2262 (753 amino acids)
Biological process (GO): signal transduction
Molecular function (GO): protein binding
Source: RefSeq, a predicted model, not a curated record
AUGGGCGGUCGAUGCACAAAACUUACUCAUGGCCAACGAGUAAGGUCUCUUUAUAAUCAGGGUCAGGAUAGUCUUAAAUCGCGAAAUGUAUCGGAAGCUCUAAACCAUUAUGAACUAGCUUUAGAACAAAUUCAAUCAUCCUCUCGGAUUACUCCUGAGUUCAAUAAACUUCAAUACAACAUUUAUCUUGAUAUUUGCUACAUUUACAUAAAUAAUGGAGAUUUUUCUAAAGCUAAUGAUUGCUGUCAAGCAGCAGAAAAGCUGGCUGAUAAACCGAGCAAAUUGUCUGAAAUUACUUGUUGUUUGGAGAUGAUAAGCCAACGCAAAAUUGCGCAUAAUGAUUGGAAUGGGGCAUUAAAUGAUUACCAAAAAUUGUUGGAAAUAAAGCUAAAUUCGUUAAAGUGCAAUGAUGAAGAUGUCGCUAGCUUAUACGAUAAUAUUGGAAAGAUCUAUUGCGUUCUACGCAAAUUUGAUGAGUCACUUACUAUGUAUGAUAAGCUACAGAAGAUUUACUCAGUAAGAUCUGCAGAUGAAAAUUUUGAUGUAGCUAGAGCGCUUUUGUGUCAAAACAUAGGGAUUGUUUAUUAUCAUCAAGUCAAAUACGAAAAGUCGCUCUCUAUGCAUAAAGAAUCGCUUCAGAUUUACUUACGAAGACAUGAUGAAAAUGAUCUUAAAGUUGCUACUUUUUAUAAUAACAUUGGAGCUGUCUACUGUAGUAAAGGAAAAUACAAUGAUUCACUUUCUGCAUACGGAAAAUCGCUCGAAAUUUAUUUGAAAGUAAAAGGUGAUAAUAAUCUCCACGUUGCCAAGCUUUAUAACAAUAUGGGAUUUGUCUAUUACUAUCAAGGCAAAUACGUAGAUUCGCAUUCGAUGUACGAAAAGUCCUUAAACAUUUUUAAAGCAAGAGUUGGUCUAAAUCAUCUUUAUGUCGCUACGCUCCAUAAUGACUUUGGAGCGCUCUAUUACGAUCAAGGCAAAUAUAUUAAAUCAUAUAAUAUGUACGAUAAGGCUCUUAAAAGUCUUAUGAAGCUACACGGUGAUCAUGAACUUGAUAUCGCAGUCUCAUAUCAAGGUCUAGCUUCUGUCUCUAGUGAUCUAGGCAAAUGGAAUGAGUCCUUUUCUAUGUGCGAGAAGUCACUUAACAUUUACUUAGAAAAACUUAGUGAUAAGCAUCCUAACCUUGCCAAAGUGUAUAUUAUCCUGGGAAACAUCUAUCAUGAUCACGGUAAUUAUCUCCAAGCUCUUAAUAUGUAUCAAAAGUCACUUCAGAUUUAUAGGCUUGUUUAUGAUUACGAUCAUCCUAAUAUUGCCACAGUCUACAAGAAAAUUGCGACUAUUUAUUACCAGCAAGAGAAAUAUGAUAAUGCAUUCUUUGAACUUACGGCAGCACUCAAAAUUUACCAGCAAAUGCUUGAUAAGGAUCAUCCUCUUAUUGCUGAUUUGCAUAACGAAAUAGGUAGAAUCUACGCUAAACAAGGAAAAUUCGAUGAUGCUAUAUCUGUAUGUCGAAAGUCCCUCCAGAUAAUAUUAAAUCAAAUGGGUAAAAAGCAUAAAUAUGCUGCUAAAACAUUCGAAUAUUUAGCAAUCGCUUACUAUACCACCUCCCAAUAUGACAAAGCCUUACCAAAGUAUGAAAAAGCUGUUAGUAUUUUAUUUGAUCUAUUUGGAGAAAAUCAUCCUGAAAUUUCUAGAUUAUACAAGGACAUCGCUAAUUGUUAUGAACAACUCCAUCAAAAUGAUAAUGCAACUGUUUGGCGUAACAAAUCAGAUCUAAUUAGAAGUCAAACACAAUCUGAUAAUAUAGUGGAUGAAUGUCUUAGCCACUCAGCACCAUCACACGAAAAUGUAAUGUCUGAUCAAAAUUACAAAGAUAAUUUGCCUAAAGUAGAAUAUACAGAAGAAGAAAAAAAGUAUAUUGAAAAAUUGAAUGAAAACUGUUACUUUGUGAUCGCAUCUUCCAUUGGAAAAGAAUGGCAAAGAUUAGCUAAGGAACUGGGGCUGCCAGACGAUGAAAUUAAAUCUCUUCAACAACAAGGCCGAAACAAAGGCGGUUAUUCGACUCUGGCUGUGGACAUGUUAAAAUAUUGGCAGAAGAGAAAUUUAGCAUCGAAUGAUCUAACGAUGUUAAUAGCUGGUCUUGAUCAUUUAGGCCAAAAUAGCUUAAUCGAUAGUCUAAAGAAGAUACUGAUUCAAAAUCAGUCGCACCAGUUCUUAUCCAAAUAUAUCAAAACAAUUUUACAAAGUAAAAGAUUGAAAAUUUAA